Mya arenaria is the source of this 3494-nucleotide messenger RNA. Its product is annotated as tripartite motif-containing protein 2-like. The record is from RefSeq and is a predicted model, not a curated record. Gene Ontology annotation, biological process: negative regulation of translation; proteasome-mediated ubiquitin-dependent protein catabolic process; protein polyubiquitination. Bases 419 to 1681 code for a protein of 420 amino acids. Gene Ontology annotation, molecular function: translation repressor activity; ubiquitin protein ligase activity; protein binding. NCBI's taxonomy places the organism in Eukaryota, Metazoa, Mollusca, Bivalvia, Myida, Myidae. The transcript is spliced from 2 exons.
AUGAGCUUUGCUAACAAGGAACUUAACAAACUUAAGCUGGUUCAUACGAGCACAGAAGUACAUCCUUCGAUCAACUACGUGAAUUAUGAUAGUUCCUAGUCGUUAAGAAUUUGGUGUAAAGUCGUAAACAUCGAAUAAUCAUCACGAAUUAAUAAAUGGUUUAAAAUACAUUUAUACGCAUUAGGGAAUUAACAAUAUAAUAAUAAUACUCGAUGCAUCAACACAGGAUGCUGCUUGUAUAAGUGAAUCAACGGAGCGGAAAUUAAAUGGAAAAAUAAAACAACGUUAUAGAUUUUAAUCGUAAAUACAUAGAAUAUAAACAUAACAAGUGCAGUACCAGGAUACGAAUUGUAUGGCAACAUAGGACAUUAUCGAUCAGAAAAACCAUCAUCAACGACAGAAAAAGACAUAACCGGAAAUGGCGAGUGGUGACAUCGUUGAGCGUCUUCAUGACUCGUUUCUCAGCUGCCCCAUCUGUUUCCAGCCGUACAACCGUCCUAAAGCGUUAACUUGCUUGCACACGUUCUGUGAGGGCUGUAUCCGGGAUUACGUCACGUCACGUUUCGAUGGACAUGGUCAGUUUCCGUGCCCGCUCUGCAGACAGACCAUAUACAUUCCUGUCGGCGGGGUUUCCAGUUUCCCAAACAACCACUUCAUCGUCGGCCUCGGCGACACCGUCCAGGGAUACGAGCACCAGUCUCGUGAUACUUGUUUAUCGUUGAACGUCCAGCACGAGCGCUCGCCGCUAUUGCCGGGCGCAUCCACGGAACAUUUCUCACCUGAAAAACCGAACAAACUUAUUCGCAGAUUUGGGGAAUACGGCACGCAGCCUCAUCAGUUCAUACAGGCGACUGGGAUGGCGGUUUCACUUUUUACUGACGAUGUAUUUGUGUCUGACUGCACGUUAAAUACAAUUGCUGUAUUUAGCAGCACGGGUCAGUUGCGCCACAGUUUCUCAUGUGACUGCUCAGUUCGUGACGUCGCCGUCACCAGAGGAGGCACACUGCUUGUUACUGUAAGUAAGGCAGGCAACUCGCUGUUACGCGAGUACACUGUGGAAGGACGAAUUAUCGCAAAUUACGGAACUUUCUACAGCCAAGAAAAUCCGUUUGGGAUAGCGAUUUCAAGACAAGGAAAUCCUGUUGUGACGGGCAUCAGACAAAAUUGUGUUCACGUAUUGACCUCUCAGUAUAAGCCGUCGAUAAGAUUUGGAUCGAAGGGUCGGGGUGCAAGUCAUUUUACAUCGCCGUUCUUUGUUACACUUUCAAGUCAAGACGAAGUGAUAGUUUCUGACUGUGGCAAUCAUAGAAUCAAGGUUCAUAAAUUAGACGGUACGUUUGUUCGGGCGUUUGGAAAGCAGGGUACAAAGCCUGGGCAAUUAUUUUAUCCAAUGGGCGUCUGUGUUGACAAAUACGACAAUAUUUACGUGGCCGAUGCUAACAACUUCCGGGUGCAAGUGUUUUCUCGUGACGGAGAGCCGCUUGCAGUGCCCGUUAAAAAUACGUACGAGUACGGAAUAGACGUCAAACCCGUUAACGUUGUUUUCUGCAAGGAAAACGUCUUACUUGUGUUGCUGAGGGGAUCUAAGUUUUGUGAAAUACAAUCGUAUCUUUGUGAUGUUGAGAAAUUGAAACCUCUACAAAAACACAGUUGGACUGAUCUACUCUGUUGCAAGGUGUAAACUUUCAUUAGCUUUCAUUAUUUAAAGUGACACUUUAGUUCAAAAUCAAUGCAUACGCAUUUUUACAAACAAACAUUUUGAGCAAUAAACCUUUAACUACUUACUAAAUAAUGCAUUUAUGGAAGAUAUUGAUUACUACUAACAAGGUUGUAACCGUGUAUUUAAUAGCUGGAAUCGCAAAAACAUUAAAUGAUUGGUGAAUGCUAAAAUAUUUACUGUUAUCUACUAUCGUGUCAUAAGGUAGAAUUACCGUGUUUUCUACACAUUUCUUUCAGAUUAAACUCGAUAUCCUUCAUAAGAACCAUUGCUUUCAACAUUUACUCACCCUUUUUAGUAUAUUAAAAAAAUUGAAUUAAUUGUGGUAUAUCUUUGGGAGUAAGAGUGCAUCUUUAACAAGUCACAUUUGAUCAAAUUUCGUACUUUUUUGCAAAAGUGGAAUCAAUCGGUAUAACAUAAUCGUUCUUUUAUUUUCAUACGGCAUAAACAGAUAAUGUUGUUUCGGUUUCCCGACCUUCCCUAUUUUGUCCCCUACCCUAAAUCUGUUUAUUGCCUUGAAUCAUUUGUUUAUUUUUUUUAUUUUAUUUUUAUCAAGUUAAAAAUGAAGUGUUUUUGUCUAAUAAACAGAACAAGUGAAUCAAAUACUGCUUUUAAAUAUAUUCAUAUCAUUUAUAGUUUAUAGUUUUGGGUGACAAGGGGCAAAUUGCCUAAUAGUGAAAUAAAAAUUUGGCUUACCUAUCCUAUUUCCUUUGGCCAUGAAACCGGAAACAAACGUAUGUUUUACGCCUAACACCUACGUGAAAAACUACAAAAACUAAAGCUCAGUAGCCAAAAUUUUAAACAUAAACCCCGUUUAAUGGCACUGGAUAAACGCCAAAGACACAGAAAACAAAAAACAAAAAAUCACAAACAAGAAACAACAGCAUAAAAUUCCUGUUUAAUUCUGUUUAUUUCUCGAUAUCUUGUGCAUACAUAAUGUAUGUAUUCUUUCAAUGUAAUUUUCGUUAAAUGCUAAAGAAAUGAAAUAUAAUAAAAUCAAAUAAAAGCGUGGUUCUACUAACCUUUAAUAUGUUAGAAGACUGUGUAUGCUUAUAUUGUACAACUGUCAGACAAAAACAAACAUGAUGAAAGUCAAAUCCAUUGACUUUACGUAUGAAGCUGAAUAACGCUCUUACUAGUUUAAAAGGUGUCAAAAAUUGAUGAGUCAAUAACCAAGCAUGUGAAGAAAUUGUUAAAUCCGUUAUUGAUUGUACAUUUUUUCUCUUUUUUCAAAAUUAAGUUGCAUUCAUAUACAGUCGAAUCCCGUUCGCUCGAACUCUCUUGGCUCGAAUUGCUCGUUGGCUCGAACUUGAUAUAAAAAAUCGAUUUCUUUAUUCUUAAGGUAAAACAUCCCGCUUGGCUCGACGUUUUCGAGGCUCGAGGUAUUUUCGCUGGUCCUUGAAAGUUCGAGCCAACGGGGUCCGACUGUAUAUAAUGUUUUGCGAACAAUUCGAUACAGCAAUUCAUAGAAUACAAUAAUAAAAGAAACAAUCGUUCGUAUGAUGUUUACACGAUCGAUGUCCCCCUAUACUAAAUAUCAAUCGUAUACACAUCAUACGAACGUGUUGGUAUUAAUGUGUAUGAGUACAUGUAUUUAUACACACGCGCUUGUGUUUGUGAUUUCUGUUUGUUUGUUUUAUGAAUGCGCUUGGGUGUGCAAAUGUAUUCAUGAGUGUAUGCGUGAGCAUUAUUGUGUGUUUUUGUGUACAGGUGUAACCUAUCAAAAAUGCAUAGAAUUGUUGUGAAGGUUAAAAAUUUAAACUGUGUACUAAUAUAU